CUUGACAAUUAUUAGUAUUAAACUGGUAACGGUAAACAGUGUCAAUGAGUUAAUAAUAGACAGAGAAGUAAGUGUCUGGAUCGGAUUCCCCAUGUAAGGUUAUAUAUUUAAGUGAGUGGAAAACCCAAAACCUUUUUAUGAUGUCAUGGGAGGUAGGUCUAGUACGCUAUAAAAAAGCCUCAGAGAGGAAGUGCUCACAGAUCAAGAGCAACAGUAUGAAGAUGACAAGCGCGGCAGAUUUCGGCAUCAUUGUUUUAAUACUUUGUGGCAUGGAGGUGUCUUUAGCUGUAAGACACGUCACUGUGAUGGAGGGUGAAAGACUAACCUUGCAAUGCCCGGAGGCCCCAGGCAAUAUGGACUGGCACCGAAAGCAAAAUAAUAAAGAUGUUACACUGUUUUUCGACCACAUUAAAGCCUACAAGGACAGUAGAUACAGCAUCCACAACUUUUCCAGUUCAGACUACACUUUAAUGGCGUCACCUGUUUCACUGAAAGAUGAGGGCAUGUAUGAAUGCCACCAUUAUCACAACACAGUCGCAAACGUCACAACAAAGCGAUUCAAUGUGACAGUUUUGGGAAAACCUAAAAUUACGUACACCGAGCAUGAAAACAGCACUAUUGUCAAAUGCUCAGUAAAUGGAAGAACUCCACUCAAACUGUCCUGGCGGUAUAAGGGUGGAAUCGAGGUUGAAGCUCAACCACAGCACACCCAACAAGACAAAACGGGGAGAUGGACCACGGAGGAUGUCAUUAGGAUCAGAAUCCUUAAGAGGAAAAUUAUAGUAAGAUGCAUCCUUCAUCAUCCUGGGCUGCCUCAUGCUGGUGGAGUCACAUUUGAGACCAUAGAAAACAAAAAAUUCAAGCUAUCUUCAACAACAACAAGCAGCACAGAGACGUCAACGUGGUCGACGUCGGCAUCUCUCACCACAGAUUCACCGCAUUUCAAAAUCACAGGAGAGACGGACUACACAGAGAUAACUAGCAUGACAACAAGUCAGUCCACCGAUACAAACAUCAAUACGACUUCCACGCAAAAGAGCACCAAUUCAUUGCUGGUCAACACCAGCUCCACAUCAGACAACACCACUUCUAUAACCGAAAAUGGCAUUGGAAAUUACACUAAAGGAGUCUAUGAGAAACCCUCCUCAGAAAGCCGAGAGGGUGGGAGCGCAUCGCUGUUCAUCUCCUCGGUGACAGCUCUAAUUAUCUGCCUGAUGAUAGUAGUCACGUUCCUCCUUGUCAAGAUGAGGAGAGCCCACCAGAAGUACAAAUCAGAAAAAGAAGAAUCAGAUCAGUCUGUGGAGAGUGGCAAAUCAAAAUCGAGUGGGGAGGAGAGCAAGCCUAAAGUAUCCCUGGGUUUCCUGAAGAGCAAUUUCAGAAAAUAUAAGGUCGAUGUUCUGGGUAAACAAACUUCAGCUUCAACCUCAGCGUCCACUCUAGCAUCGAGUUCAGCUUCAGCUUCAGUUACACCGUCACAUUCCACAUCACACACAGUAGAGGUGACUGUUGAAAAUCACUUGAGAAAUGCCAUCCUGAAAACUCAAGACCAUAGCGCCACACCAAGUCCAGUUAAAGAGACUGAACUGUGAAGUUACCUUUCAUGUAUGAUAAGCUUGAAAUAAUUAUGGACUGUUGGUGCCGAAUCUCAAUAUGUCAAUUUUUGAUGGAUGUAAACAUGUCAGUAAUGCCAUUAUGUCAGUUGUUAAAAUAUGAAAAAAAAUAUUAUGUAAAUUAUCUUAACUGUAUGCUGUGUAUUGAAUAUAUGUACCACACAAAAGUAGCUACACACACAUAAGCUGAAUGAAAGUGUGAUUGAAAGGCCGUGAGACUUUGUUCAAAUAAAGAUAUAUUUUUAACACA
Molecule: messenger RNA, 1860 nt
Organism: Clupea harengus (Atlantic herring)
Lineage: Eukaryota; Metazoa; Chordata; Actinopteri; Clupeiformes; Clupeidae
Gene: crtam
Product: cytotoxic and regulatory T cell molecule
Biological process (GO): positive regulation of natural killer cell mediated cytotoxicity directed against tumor cell target; detection of tumor cell; cell recognition
Cellular component (GO): plasma membrane
Molecular function (GO): signaling receptor binding
Source: RefSeq, a predicted model, not a curated record